Messenger RNA from Fukomys damarensis (Damara mole-rat), 2059 nucleotides. It is a transcript of the gene Wnt8a, whose product is annotated as Wnt family member 8A. Gene Ontology annotation, molecular function: cytokine activity; frizzled binding. The transcript is spliced from 6 exons. Lineage: Eukaryota; Metazoa; Chordata; Mammalia; Rodentia; Bathyergidae. Bases 115 to 1146 code for a protein of 343 amino acids. Gene Ontology annotation, cellular component: extracellular region. The record is from RefSeq and is a predicted model, not a curated record. Gene Ontology annotation, biological process: neuron differentiation; canonical Wnt signaling pathway; multicellular organism development.
CACCCUUGGCCAUUCAGAAUUUUCUCACAUAAAUACUGACAAAGACCCUGCUCUCUCCUCGCUUCUCUGCACUUGGCCCUAGCUGGUGCUGGUCCUCUUGGGGUGGACAGGGCCAUGGGUGACUUGUUCAUGCUGUGGCUGGCUGUGGUUGUCGGCUGCGCCACCUUCAGCACCUCUGCCUGGUCAGUGAAUAAUUUCCUGAUGACAGGUCCGAAGGCCUACCUGACCUACACUACCAGCGUGGCCUUGGGAGCCCAGAGUGGCGUGGAGGAAUGUAAGUUCCAGUUUGCUUGGGAGCGCUGGAACUGCCCUGAGAACGCCCUCCAGCUCUCUACCCACAACAGGCUGAGAAGUGCCACCCGAGAGACUUCCUUCAUUCAUGCCAUCAGCUCUGCUGGAGUCAUGUAUACCAUCACCAAGAACUGCAGCAUGGGCGACUUUGAAAACUGUGGCUGUGAUGAGUCAAAAAAAGGGAAAGCAGGAGGCCAUGGCUGGAUCUGGGGAGGCUGCAGCGACAAUGUGGAAUUUGGGGAAAGGAUCUCCAAACUCUUUGUGGACAGUUUGGAGAAGGGGAAGGAUGCCAGAGCCCUGAUGAAUCUUCACAACAACAGGGCCGGCAGGCUGGCAGUAAGAGCCACCAUGAGAAGGACCUGCAAAUGUCACGGCAUCUCAGGGAGCUGCAGUGUCCAGACAUGCUGGCUGCAGCUGGCUGACUUCCGGGAGAUGGGAGGCUACCUAAAGACCAAGUAUGACCGGGCACUGAAAAUUGACAUGGACAAGCGGCACCUAAGGGCCGGCAACAGCGCCGAGGGCCGCUGGGCUCCUACUGAGGCCUUCCUUCCCAGUGCAGAGGCAGAGCUGGUAUUUCUAGAGGAAUCUCCAGACUACUGUACCCACAAUUCCAGCCUGGGCAUCCACGGCACAGAGGGCCGUGAGUGCUUGCAGAACAGCCGCAACACAUCCCACCGGGAGCAGCACAGCUGUGGGCGCCUGUGCACCGAGUGUGGGCUGCGGGUGGAAGAGAGGAGAACUCAGGCCACGCGCAGUUGUAACUGUAAAUUCCACUGGUGUUGCACAGUCAAGUGUGACCAGUGCAGGCAUGUGGUGAACAAGUACUACUGUGUGCAUUCCCCAGGCAGUGCCUGAAGACGCCCCACACAAAGUCCCUUGCUCGGUGUAUGGCAGCGGAGGUCAGGGUCACAGCUCUCCUGGAGAACGACUGAAAAGCUAGAAAAUCACAGGCUGCAGCCCUCCUGAUAUCUGCUAUGGGUGGGGAAAUGGACACCUAAGAUUACACCACGGAUUUGUGGCAGAACUGAAAUUAUAACCUGGGCCUGCUGACUUGGGCAGACCCAAGGUCUCCUGUAAAUUGUUUCCUGGUCUUUGUGUCUGUAGUUAUGCAGCUUGCUACAGAGGACAGAUCCAGAGGAACCCUCAGGGUGCUUGGUGCUUUAAGUUUCCGGCCAUAGCCAGCUCUACGGCUGGGAAGCAAAAGCAAAAGAAGCAAAGUUUUAUUCAGACACCAAAGGAGCGACCUCCUCCCACCCUGCCUCCCGAAAGACCAGCUGCAAGUGCAUGCGGAUAUGUGGGACAGAGACCACUAUCUCCUGCUGCAAGGCUUUCAGAGUGUUACAUCUUUCACCUAAGAAUGCAAUUUUGAAAAGUUCUCCCCAGUUAAGCCUGGGGAAACCAGGGCUCAACAUGACCCCAGGACGUUUCCUGAGCAUAAACCACCUCUUGAGCCAAGGAGAGGGAAAGGUCACAGUAAGUGGAUAGGUGACUUCAACUUAGCACACAGUGUCCUACAAGAGGGACGCCCCCACACACAAAGAAAAAGCUAAAAAACGUGUUAUUUUCCCAAAUUGGGAACUCAUUCACUUUGCAAUAAAUGCUUCUGAUAUACCCAGCUGGGAUAUACUUAUUAUAUAUUUAUUACUUACUCCCUUUGGAAACCUCAAAAAGGGAAGGGGAAAACCUACUCUGCAUCCCAAAUAUCAACCAGGAGAAAACUAGGAACAUCCAAUCCCCUUGGUUUCCAUGUUUGACAAAAACAGAUCUA